GCCCCGAAGACUGCGCCAUGAGUUAACGUACCGAUGCACGCUAGUACACUAGGAACACGACCUUAUCCAUAUUUUAGUUCUGUCCGGCCUUUCGUCUACUCGGAGUGAAUACGCGUGAAGAGCAGUGAAAUUAUCCUCCAAAUAUCUCGGUAAUGAGGGGCAACGAGGACGUGUCAGCCAGCAGCAAAUGCUUCCCUUGGUGUUAAGAACAAAAAAUAAUUAACGCAACAUGGCAGAGUCUUCAAAUGCUGCCUCAAUGGAUCAAGACACUGCCAGGCAGCUUUUUGAAGAAGGUGCUACGCUACUCUUUCUCAAUGUUCCUCUCGGCACUGAAUUCGGAAUCGACUACAACACAUGGAACACGGCCGAGCACUUCAAGGGCGUCAAGAUGAUCCCGCCUGGUGUGCACUUUGUGUACUACAGUGCGGUGAACGUGCGUGACCGCUGCACUGCACCCCGCAUGGGGUUCUUUCACUGCUUCCGGCGGCGGGAGGUGAUGGUGCUCAGCUGGAGCAAACGCGACGAGGACGCAGUGGAGCACUUCUUGGAAGAUGGGGAAGAGGCCGAGUACCGGGGACGGUUGAGGGAGUUUGACCCCUGUCUGGGGUCGUACCCAUACGAGAGCCUGAAGAAAUGGGUGUCACUGACCAGCCACAUCACAGAAAACUCAGUGAAGGACUUGAUGCCAUCAUGUCAGAGGAUCUACUCUGCCCCGCAGCUGAUCGCCGAUGACGAAACCAGGACAACAGCGGAGAGAGCCAAGCUGGCCGAAAAUCAACGUUUGGAACAUCCAGAGGGCAGCGGCGUCAGUGCUGAGGACCUGCUACCCAGGAUGCACAGCAAGCCGGGGACGGAGAUACGCUUCAGCCCCAUCCCGGACAAGAACUACCCGGUGGGAGCAUCCCCUGCUGAGAUCACCAAGUACUCCAUGGACCUAAGCUACACCUUGGAGAACAUGUUGCGGACUCGUUACCCAGACCGUCCCACUGCUAUCCUUGGGGAGAUCCAGUUUGCCUUCAUCUGCUUCCUGGUUGGCCAGGUCUAUGACGGCUUUGAGCAGUGGAAACGACUCGUCCACAUCCUCUGUGCCUCCGAGGAAUCCCUGGUGGCUCACCAGGACCUCUAUGCCAGCUUCAUCACCGCCCUCCACUUCCAGCUCAAAGAAGUCCCCGCCGAUUUCUUCAUUGACAUUGUCUCCACGGACAAUUUUCUGACCACCACCCUGCGGGAAUUUUUCACCAACUUGCAAGGGGCAGAGGUGGGCCAGCCGUUGAAGGUCAAAGGUCGACGCUUCAAGGAGAGCCUGACCAAGCGAUUCAGGUGGGACUUUGACGCCUUGCCGGACGAAGAUGCCCCUGUUGUCGUCCAACUCUAAAAUCAAACCCACUUGAUUUUGCCAUCUUGCGUUGUAAAUAUUUCCAGCAUAUCGUGAUGUACUGUAGAGCUUCCACGUCGAACACAGCUUCUGAAGACCUACUCAAAGUUGGUCAUGUGAUGGUGAAUGGUAGAUACUGUUGGUCAGCAGACACUGAAGCCUUUGUACACUGUACAUGCUCACUGACAACUUUAAACUGCCGUGCACAGAAUGAUCAAGCGUAAUUUUUCAAUCCUAAAAUCUUUAGUGCCCUAGACAGUGUCUUAGAGUUGCUUAGUGCUGAAAGCAUUUCAUAGCAAAUACAUGUUUGAGGAGAACCAGUCACAGGAGACAUUGAAUGUUCAUUGUUUUUGGCUGGUAACCGGAUAUUGCUGAGCAAGUAUUCUGUCUGUUUUUAGAAAAGCUCUUUGGUCAGCAUGUGAAAACAUUUCCCGUUGUGCAAAAGAAAUUGAAAUGUUUUGCCACUUGUGUGAAAGCAUGCAAAAACCAUCUCCUGUUGGUUCAAAAAGGUGUGAAAACAAUUUUCCCAAACUUGGAAACAGUGCAAACACAUUUGAUGCACGUGUCUGAAAAUGCUUGAAAAUUUCAGUCUUUGCCACUUUUGUUAAAAGGCGUUAAAAGUAUUUUUCUACUCGAGUGAAAAUGCCUUAAUAAUGGUCUUCCACUGAAUUGAAAAGGAACACACUGGGGAGAGAAUAAGUGUGGAAAGAAUUGACUAUAACCAGAUGACGGGUUACUUCCAAUUACGUACAUGUACACUGUACAUGUAUAUCCGUACAAUGUACGAGUACAUGUACUGUAAGUUUGUGUGGAGUUGGUUUCAUGUAUCAACUUCCGGUAUCAGAACCCAUCCUCUUUUUAAGUCUGGAAAAAUUAAUAUAAAACUGCAAAUUCACAUUUGUCACACUGCCCCUUUUUAAAGAAACUAAAACGUAUGUCUAAUUUUACAUUCUACAUUGUCUAUUUUAGUUGGACACCCCAUCACUUCAGGAUUACAGUUGUUAUUCAAAACAUUGCAUUGUAAGCAACAUGUACAUGUAUGAACCCACAAGGAUUGGAUAGGAAAUUUCAGGUUACUUUGCAUUAAAUUUGGCUACAAGGGCGGAGUUGAUUGUAGAACUUUUUUUUUUUUGAGUGGAGGGCAGAUCCAAAGGGGGCCAGCUACAAGCAGGGGAUCUCCCCACCCCCCAAGCUAAAAGUUGUGGUUUUUUAUCGAUGCCUUUUCCCUUCUUUUAAGAAAUUAAGUAACAAUUACCCAAAGUGUAACCUCAACCCCUAGAUUCAUGUAGGCCAUCCAAAAUUAAAGCACAUACACAAUUUCUAACUUUGCUCCUCCCCCCUCCACCAAAAUUGGUUCUAUUUCAGCCCUCGAUAAAGGAAUAAGUACCAAGAACAUGCUUCUCAUUCAGGAAAGGCUUACCUGUACCGUGUGGAGUAUCACCCUAUUUGGACAGGCCAUUACAGUACAUGUACUCUACCAAUCUUGUGCAAUCUGACCCAUCACAAGGCUUGUUCUAGCAGCUGGCAAUGCAGUGUAUGGGUAUUCCCAUGUUUACGGGGUUGGUUUUCUUAAAGAUUGGAGCAUACAUGUAUACAACAAAAACACCAACAAAAUGCUCCGUUAGCAAGAUUUUGAUUGGCUGUGCAAAAAAAGGGGACAUUAACCACAUCAUCUACACGUUCUAAAACAUGUCUGUACCAAUGCGAUUUCACAUUCAUUGUUGCUAACUUGAGAUAUACAUGUAUUUAGUGUUCAAGUUUGGACAAAAAUUGCUGUCCCUAGGGGCACAGGGAAUGGCCCCCGUGCCCAUAAGCGGCAAUACUCCAGACUGAUGUACAUGUACAAAAACUUCCAAAGAUAUUUGUGAUAUUGACUUUUGAAUUGUUGGGCUUUACAUGUAAUUCUAAAGGGUAAACAAUAAUACUCUCAAUCAAUUUUACACCAAACAGUUAA
Molecule: messenger RNA, 3329 nt
Organism: Acanthaster planci (crown-of-thorns starfish)
Lineage: Eukaryota; Metazoa; Echinodermata; Asteroidea; Valvatida; Acanthasteridae
Gene: aar2
Product: AAR2 splicing factor
Biological process (GO): spliceosomal tri-snRNP complex assembly
Source: RefSeq, a predicted model, not a curated record